AUGCGAGGCAUCGACUGCAGCACCGGCUCGCCGAUCGAGUCGAGCAAGGUCAACAAGGCGAUCGGCCUCAAGACGAAGAUCAUCGACGAGGACGGCCUCUUCGACAUGCUCCGCAAGACCGCGCCGCAGCCCGAGCCGGAGCCGCAGCCGCAGCCCGCGCCGGAGCCAAAGCCGCGUCAGCCGCCCGCCGCGCCGGCGAGCGGCGGGGCGAGCGGCGCGGCGGGCGGCGCGGCGGACGCGCGCGCGCCGGCAGUGGAGCGCGCGCCGGCGCUCUGGGCGGAGAAGUACCGCCCGCAGCGCGUGGAGGACUUGGUCGGCAACAACGACCACGUCAAGCGGCUGGUGCAGUGGGCCUCGACUUGGGAGGCGAACGCGAGGGGCGGCAAGGAGUUCCGGAAGGCGGUGCUCCUGUCGGGCCCGCCCGGCGUCGGCAAGACCUCCGCGGCGCGCGUGGUGCUCGCCGCCCUUGGCUACGACGUCAUCGAGCUCAACGCCUCCGACACGCGCUCGAAGAACGCGCUGCAGCAGACGGCCGCAGACAUGCUCACAAACACGUCCAUCGCCGCCUUCGCCACGGGCGGCGGCGGCGGCGGCGGCCCGGCCGCGUCGUCAAAGCUCGCGCUCAUCAUGGACGAGGUGGACGGCAUGUCGUCGGGCGACCGCGGCGGCAUGCAGCAGCUCGUGGCGCUCAUCAAGACCUCCAAGCUGCCGGUGAUCUGCUGCUGCAACGACCGCUCGUCCCAAAAGGUCAAGUCGCUCGCCAACCACUGCCUCGACCUGCGCUUCCGCAAGCCCUCCUCCCGCGAGGUCGCGACUGCCUUCCUCAAGAUCGCGACCAGCGAGGGCUACCGCACCGACCUGCCCUCCGUCGAGAAGGUUGCCGUCGCCUGCAACGGCGACCUGCGCGGCAUGCUCAACCUGCUGCAGCUCUGGCGGCCGAGCGGCGAGACGCUCAACGGCGACGCGGUGGCCAAGGGCGCGACCAACGACAUCUCGGCGGGCGCCUUCGAGGUGUGGGACCGCUUCUUCAAGCAGGCCACCCGCGGCUCGCCCGCGUACAAGCCGCUCGACGGCCGGCUGCGCGACUACUUUGUCGACAGCUCGAUGACGCCGCUGCUCGUGCAGGAGAUGUACCCCUCCUCGCCAGGGCUCUCGGUGGGGAACGCGCCGCAGGCGCAGCUCGCCGCGCUCAACCGCAUGGCCAGCGCGGCCGAGUCCAUCGCGGAGAGCGACGUCGUCGGCAGCAGGAUCGUGCGCGAGCAGCAGUGGACGCUCUCGCCGCUGCAGGGCGUCCUCGCUUGCGCGCGGCCUGGCUUCUUCGCGGCGGGCGGCAUCACGUCGCAGGCCCGGUUCCCCGCCUUCCUCGGCCGCUUCUCGACCGCGAACAAGCGGCAGCGCUUGCUGCGCGAGUGCGCGUCGCACAUGCAGGCGCAGGCCUCCGCCUCCAAGGCGGAGGUGCGCUGCUCGUACGUGCCGGCGCUGCGGUCGGCGCUCGUCCGCCCGCUGAAGACGAGCGGCUCGGACGGGAUCGAGGCGACGCUCGCGCUGCUCGACGAGUACUCGCUCACCAAGGACGACUACGACGCGCUCGUCGAACUCCAGCUCGCGCUCGGCGACAAGAAGGAGGGGGAGGACUUGCCUUCCGCAGUCAAGUCGGCGCUCACGCGCGCCUACAACAAGUCGCACCGGACCGAGCCGCGCAAGCUGGGCAAGGCGUCCCGCGCUGCCGAGCCGAGCCGCUUCGACGAGGACGGCGCGCUGGACGACGACGCCGAGGCGGAGGACGAGGACGAGGAGGCCGAGCCUGUCGCCGCCAAGCCCAAGCAGAAGGCGGCCGCGUCGAAAGGCAAGGGCAAGGCGAAGGCGCGUUGA
This is a messenger RNA of Emiliania huxleyi CCMP1516, 1872 nucleotides long. RefSeq names its product putative clamp loader replication factor C subunit 1 (gene RFC1). NCBI's taxonomy places the organism in Eukaryota, Haptophyta, Isochrysidales, Noelaerhabdaceae. Gene Ontology annotation, biological process: DNA replication; DNA repair. The transcript has a single exon. Gene Ontology annotation, cellular component: DNA replication factor C complex; nucleus. The record is from RefSeq and is a predicted model, not a curated record. Gene Ontology annotation, molecular function: DNA clamp loader activity; ATP binding; ATP hydrolysis activity. Bases 1 to 1872 code for a protein of 623 amino acids.